CUCAGCUGUGCGGUGAUUCGGCCGAGCGCGACGUGCGGUCAGUAACGGGUAUGUGACGGCUGGUUCGAACGGAUACUGCGCGGACGGACGGCCGAUAAUCGUGUCGCCCAGCUCAGCGAGACUCUCGGGAGAAGGAGAGAACGCGAUGCGACGCUGCAAGUAGAAGAUGGGCGCGAGGAGCGCGAUCGAAGAGGAAGAAGAACGGACGUCGUACGUGGUCGCGCCGUUGCCGUUGCCGCACGGGCUUCUGUGAUCCGCGUGCGCGGGGGUCAUCGAGACGAGGAGGCGAAUGCGACGCGGCGGUGGGCCGCGCGAACGAAGCUGACAGCUCGCCGCCGACGAUUCCGAGCAAACAUGGGCAACUGCCUGAAGCGCGCCGGCGGCAAUCAACAGGACAAUACCACUCUGCUGAGCAGUAAUCCCGAGCCUGCCGUGUCCACCAGCGGGUCCUCUCAGGAGGGCCUCGGACCGCCGAUACCCUACAACCAAGCGGUAGCAUCUUAUUACCCGUCGAUCGCAACGAGGGAACCCCGUCACCUGCAGUCGACCAACUUGAACAUCAGCCGUGGCAUUGGUGUGAACUUGAUGCAGGGCGGUGGGUCGGCCGGUUUGAGCGACGAGGAGCAGCAAGUGAGGAUCGCUAAGCGCAUAGGACUCAUACAGCACCUGCCGAUGCGGGAAUACGACGGCGUGAUGAAGGGCGAGUGCGUGAUAUGCAUGAUGGAGCUGUUGGCGGGCGAGGAAGUACGCUAUCUACCUUGUAUGCACACUUACCACGCGAUCUGCAUCGACGACUGGUUGCUACGCUCGUUGACCUGUCCGUCCUGCAUGGAGCCGGUGGACGCAGCGCUAAUUAGCUCAUAUCAUCCGACUACUUAAUACCACCGUAGUAACCGGACUUCUUGCUUUGGUUCCGAUCGGCGAUUGGAAUUCAAUUGUCCAGGCUAAACGAAGCGACUAAAGGAAGAGAGAGAAAGAGAGGGGGAGAACGGGAGAAAGUGAGAAUGAGAGAAUCCGCUACUUUUUGCUAUAGAGCGUUUAAAAGGCUUCUGGUUGGUAGAAAGAUCUGUGUGUCAAUGGCCUGACUGUAUUUGCCAUUACACCCGAUAUAUAUAUACGUGCGCGCAUGCUGUUUUAAUGAUAUCUGUAUUACAUGACACACUUAUUACAUCCGCAAGUAUUUUAGUUUCUUUUUUAGAUCGUUUCUUAAGAUCGACGGAUGCGGAAAAAGCCGCCCGUUUUUUAUCACUCAAAUCUCAUCAGAAUAUACCGAAAUCCUUUCCCGUAGUAGUGAGUUAAUGAUCGCUUGCAAAUUAAUUUCCUGCUAGAAGAAUGGGAGGCGAGAAGAAGGAAAGAAAGAAAGAAAGAGUUGGCUUGAUGUAAGUGUGCAAUAAUGUUGAGUAACGCCGAUAGGUAUAGUCGGAACAAUAAGUAUAUAUGCGUAGUAAGAGAUGCGAGGUGACCGCCGUGUUGUGUCGUAUAUGCUCGUUUGCGUAACACGACGGGCGUUCAACGAAAACUCUGCAAAUCGCGUUUCCCCAUUCCCCGUUUUUCGGUUCUCCGUGCAACGAGCAAAUUAGUCGACAUUUUAUGCUGUGUCCAAUGUAAAAUCGCGAAGAACAUCAAGUGUAUAAUGCUUUUCUUUCGGAUGUGCAGACUACGUGUUUCCAAACAUAUGUCGAGAUAAGAACAAUCCUUAUUUUGACGAGCUAUUAAUUCGUCUAAAUGCGUAGACGAUAAAAUGAUGCUGGUGGACGACGUUGAUAAUGAUGACGAUGAUGACAGUCCAUUGUAUAUUUUCAUGAUGAAAGCAGGGCUGUCUUUUUAAACGA
Molecule: messenger RNA, 1832 nt
Organism: Dinoponera quadriceps
Lineage: Eukaryota; Metazoa; Arthropoda; Insecta; Hymenoptera; Formicidae
Gene: Rnf11
Product: RING finger protein 11-like
Exons: 2
Coding region: 355-879 (174 amino acids)
Source: RefSeq, a predicted model, not a curated record